UAAAUAAAGACUAAAAUAUUUGAAUUGAUGAACAAACUCGAAUUAUUUCAAAACAUUGUAUCAUCAUUCAUUUGUGAAUUGAUUGCCAUUUGUGUUGGAAUUUAUUUUAUUAUCAGAAAUGGAUCCAAAAUAUCAUUAUCAUUAUUGGAUUUUGUCAUCAAUCAUUGUUUUUAUUUGGAUCAAUUCAUUAUCGAUUGAUUGUCAAGCAUAUAAUGGACCAAUUUAUCGACAGGUUGAAGUGUUUGUAAAUGUUUAUGAUCAUCCAAAAACUGGAUUCUCUUGUCAUGAUAAACAUCCGGGUCAAUAUUAUGCCGAUCCAGCAACAAAAUGUGCUGUAUAUUAUGUUUGCAUACCGAAUCCCACUGGUACAAUGAGUGCACAAAGUUUUGCCUGUCCCAACGGUACUAUCUUCUCACAAGCUACCCGUGUUUGUCGUCCACAUGAAGAAGUAUUUUGUCCAUUGGCAUCUAGAUAUUAUGAUAGUAUCGAUGGUAGUAUCGAUAAUCCAAGUGAACAUGUCGAAUCGGCAGUGAAACCAGUAGCCGUUCCAUCUAGACCACAGAAAUUUUCAAGCCAUACGAAUAAACAACCAAAAUCAUUACCCAUCAUAGCAUCAAAUAAUAAUAAUAAUAAUAAUAAUAAUCCGAUACCAAAAUCUGCACCACCAUCAAUAUCUUCAUCUUCAUCUUCAUCGCAUGGCAAUUCAUUCAAUAUAAAUAGAAAUUUUCGAAAUAGUCGUACAAUAAGCUCAACCAGUACAACAACAUCGACUACAACACCAGCACCUUUGCCAUUAUCAUCUUCACAACCAUCACAACCAUCAUCAGAUUUAGGUGUAGCCGAUUAUGAAUAUGAUUACAGUGAUUAUAAUGAAACUGGUCUGGUAAAUGCCGCAUCAACAUUAUUACAAUCAACUAUAUUAAAUUCACAACAAAAAGAUUCCAUAUCAAAUAGAGUUGGUAAUCAAGGUAAUAAUGAUCAUGAAGAUGAUAACAUAUCGAAUGAGCGACGACGACGAAAACGCUAUAUUAGCCUACAACAGCAACGUAAAGAAGAACAUAUGAAUCAUAAAUUAAGUGAAUCAUUAUUAGCCGAACGUACCAAAAGUUCAGAAUCAUUUCAGAUUCCAACCGAAAUUUUCAGUUGUGAAGAUAAAAUUCAUGGUUUAGCUUAUGCUGAUUUAACAAGCGAUUGUCAAAGAUUUUUUGUCUGUCUAUCGAUUACCAAAGGUAAAAUGAUACCUUAUCGAUUCGAUUGUGAACAUGGUAAACGUUUUAAUCAACAAAAAAGUGGAUGUGAUUCAAAAAUCGAUUCAAAAACCUGUCAAAGAAAUAGCAAACAUUAUUAUGUCUAUAAUAAAUGGUUUAAACAAAGUAAAAAACAUUUACUAAACAAAUCGAUUUAAUAAAUGAGAAAAUAAAAAAGUA
Molecule: messenger RNA, 1427 nt
Organism: Dermatophagoides pteronyssinus (European house dust mite)
Lineage: Eukaryota; Metazoa; Arthropoda; Arachnida; Sarcoptiformes; Pyroglyphidae
Cellular component (GO): extracellular region
Molecular function (GO): chitin binding
Source: RefSeq, a predicted model, not a curated record